GGAGAGGCCUCCUCGGCCGCCGCCGCCGCCGGGGCGCGUUCUCCUCGGGCGGGUCGGGCACCGGGGGCGCCCCUCCGGCCAGCUGCUCGGCUCUGCCGGCCCUCGGCCACUCCCUGAGGCGCGGGCUCUGGCGGUCGCACUGACGAGGACGCCCCGGGCGCCCCCCGCGGGCCGCCGCCGGGGCCGCCGCCUCCCUCGGCGCGCGGGGCCGGCAUGGAGCUCUUCCAAGCCAAGGACCACUACAUCCUGCAGCAGGGCGAGCGCGCGCUGUGGUGCAGCCGCCGCGACGGCGGCCUCCAGCUCCGACCGGCUACUGAUCUACUUCUUGCCUGGAAUCCCAUUUGUUUGGGGUUGGUAGAAGGUGUUAUUGGGAAAAUUCAACUUCAUUCAGAUCUCCCAUGGUGGCUUAUUCUAAUUCGGCAGAAAGCACUGGUGGGCAAACUCCCAGGAGACCAUGAAGUCUGUAAAGUUACCAAAAUUGCUGUACUGUCACUUUCAGAAAUGGAACCUCAGGAUCUGGAGCUAGAGCUCUGUAAGAAGCAUCAUUUUGGGAUUAACAAACCAGAGAAGAUUAUACCAUCUCCUGAUGACUCAAAGUUUCUACUGAAGACCUUUACACAUAUUAAAUCCAAUGUAUCUGCUCCUAAUAAAAAGAAAGUUAAGGAAAGUAAAGAAAAGGAGAAGUUGGAGAGAAGAUUACUUGAGGAGUUGCUGAAGAUGUUUAUGGACUCAGAAUCCUUUUAUUAUAGCUUGACUUAUGACCUGACCAAUUCGGUGCAGAGGCAGAGCACUGGGAAGAAGGACAGUCGUCCUCUCUGGCAAAAGGUUGAUGACCGAUUUUUUUGGAAUAAAUAUAUGAUACAAGAUCUUACUGAGAUUGGUGCACCAGAUGUGGACUUUUGGAUUAUUCCCAUUAUCCAAGGUUUUGUGCAGAUUGAAGAACUUGUGGUUAAUUAUAAUGAAUCAUCUGAUGAUGAGAAAAGCAGCCCAGAGACCCCCCCUCAGGAGUCCACCUGUGUAGAUGACAUUCACCCACGAUUUCUAGUGGCUCUCAUUUCACGACGGAGUAGGCACAGAGCAGGAAUGCGCUAUAAACGAAGAGGAGUGGACAAAAAUGGAAAUGUUGCAAAUUAUGUGGAGACUGAGCAGUUAAUUCAUGUUCAUAAUCAUACCCUGUCAUUUAUUCAAACACGAGGCUCUGUACCUGUCUUUUGGAGCCAGGUUGGGUAUCGAUAUAAUCCAAGACCUCGGCUGGACAAAAGUGAAAAGGAAACUGUUGCCUAUUUCUGUGCCCAUUUCGAAGAACAACUGAAAAUUUACAAAAAACAGGUUAUUAUUAACUUGGUAGACCAGGCAGGAAGAGAGAAGGUUAUUGGGGAUGCUUACUUGAAACAAGUGCUGCUCUUCAACAACUCACAGCUCACUUAUGUUUCCUUUGACUUCCAUGAGCAUUGUCGAGGAAUGAAGUUUGAGAAUGUUCAAACCCUAACAGAUGCCAUUUAUGACAUUAUUCUUGACAUGAAAUGGUGUUGGGUUGAUCAAGCUGGGGUAAUAUGUAAACAAGAAGGGAUUUUUCGAGUUAAUUGCAUGGACUGUCUGGAUCGUACCAAUGUGGUCCAAGCUGCCAUCGCACGAGUGGUCAUGGAACAGCAGUUGAAGAAAUUAGGUGUGAUGCUCCCGGAGCAACCAUUACCUGUAAAAUGUAAUCGAAUCUACCAGAUAAUGUGGGCUAACAAUGGUGACUCCAUUAGCAGACAGUACGCUGGGACAGCUGCUCUGAAGGGUGACUUUACAAGAACUGGAGAAAGGAAAUUAGCAGGAGUUAUGAAAGAUGGAGUUAAUUCAGCCAAUAGGUACUACCUUAAUCGGUUUAAGGAUGCUUAUAGGCAAGCUGUUAUAGAUUUGAUGCAAGGCAUUCCAGUGACAGAAGAUCUUUAUUCCAUAUUUACUAAGGAGAAAGAGCAUGAAGCUUUGCAUAAAGAAAAUCAGAGAAGCCACCAGGAACUAAUUAGUCAGCUCUUACAAAGUUACAUGAAGUUACUACUGCCUGAUGAUGAGAAGUUCCACGGGGGCUGGGCCCUCAUUGAUUGUGACCCCAGCCUCAUUGAUGCUACUCACAGAGAUGUGGAUGUGCUGUUACUGCUUUCUAACUCUGCCUACUACGUGGCCUAUUAUGAUGAUGAAGUUGAUAAAGUAAACCAGUAUCAACGACUGAGUCUAGAAGACCUGGAAAAAAUAGAAAUAGGUCCUGAACCCACACUCUUUGGUAAGCCAAAGUUCUCCUGCAUGCGACUGUACUACAGAUAUAAAGAAGCAAGUGGUUAUUUCCACACACUGAGAGCUGUAAUGCGUAAUCCAGAUGAAGAUGGAAAAGAUACCCUUCAGUGCAUUGCAGAGAUGCUCCAGAUCACGAAACAGGCCAUGGGAUUGGAUGUACCUAUAAUCGAGAAAAAACUUGAGAGGAAGAGCAGUAAGCCUCAUGAAGACAUCAUUGGUAUCAGGUCUCAAAACCAAGGCUCAUUGGCCCAGGGGAAGAAUUUUUUAAUGAGCAAAUUUUCAUCUCUAAAUCAAAAAGUGAAGCAGACCAAAUCCAAUGUAAAUAUUGGCAACCUACGAAAGUUGGGAAACUUCACAAAACCUGAAAUGAAAGUUAAUUUUCUAAAGCCAAACUUAAAAGUCAAUCUUUGGAAAUCAGAUAGUAGUCUUGAGACUGUGGAAAACUCAGGAGUGAUGGAUAAUAAGGUUCAGGCAGAGUCUGAUGGGGACAUGUCUUCGGAUAAUGACUCAUACCACUCUGAUGAAUUCCUUACAAAUUCCAAGUCUGAUGAAGACAGGCAGCUAGCUAAUUCUUUAGAGAGCGUAGGGCCAGUAGAUUAUGUUCUUCCUAGUUGUGGUAUUAUUGCUUCAGCACCUCGAUUAGGCAGUCGAUCCCAGUCUCUCAGCAGCACUGAUGUUAGCGUUCAUGCUCCCUCAGACAUUACUGUUGCUCACGGAAGUGGGCUUGGGAAAGGCCAGGUGUCUCCUUUGAAGAAAAGUCCUUCUGCUGAUAGCAUACACAUAUUGACUGGUUUUGCCAAGCCUGUGGAUAUUUAUUGCCACAGAUUCGUGCAAGAUGCACAAAACAAAAUGACAGAACUAUCAGAGAUCAGGUGUGUGUCUCAGCAAGCUAGCAAGGAAGGAAAUCAAAUGACCAAUCAAGUUUCUAUUGAAGAAACUAAAUCAGAAUCAACAGAACUAAUACCUUCUCGACCGUCUCAGUUAGACGUGUCUUUUUCUGUGACAGGCCCACAGUUUUUGUCCGUUGAACCAGUGCACUCUGUCAUGUCUCAGAAGGCCCCCAGCUCUGGUUCAGGCAUGUUGGAACCUGAGGUAGGGCUUCAUAUGACUCCGUCCCCUUCAGAGAGCAGUAGCAGCAGAGCAGUCUCUCCCUUUGCAAAGAUUCGCAGCUCCAUGGUCCAGGUUGCUAGUAUUACCCAAGCUGGGUUAACCCAUGGCAUAAACUUGGCAGUAGCGAAAGUUCAGAAGAGUCCUGCAGAGCCAGAAGUAGUUAACGAAGUGCAGCAAAAGGAACUUAAAAAUAUGUUUACACAAUGCCAGACACGAAUAAUUCAGAUUUAGGUUUUUGUCCACAAAGAAGCCUGUGGCUUUUAUUUGAAAGUUCAAAAAAGGAGUUUUCACAUAUUAGGCUAUUUUAACUUAUAUUGUCUUAAUCUAUGGAUCACAAAUUGUUUUAUCGGGAAGGGUUUUAAAGGAGUCUGGACCUGAGCUUUCCAAAAUGGAGAGUCAAGAGUAGAAAUCCACCAUCCUAGACUCUAGACCUGAUCAGUUUAUGUUCUGUAACAGGUCACUUUAGGACAACCUGAACUGGAUUUUGGAGGGAAGAGGGGAAUGGAAUAUAGGAAGCAGACACAAAGGGGUAGACCCAUUUAAAAGCUUAGCAGUUUUCUGUGUCAGUUCAUUCCUGUGUAUUACCUCUACAAGGUGGAUUAUACACUUUAGUUUUUAGUGACUUUCAUGUUACCAGUAUGGAGAAACAUCGGAUAUUAAAAAAUUAUGUUUAGUUUUGAUGGCUAUUAACCACUUUCUAUGAACUUGAGGAUUUUUGACACUGGUCAAGAAAUGUAUUCUCAUUUGAUCCUGAUAUUCCCCACGUUCUAAUUUGAAUAUAUUCUUCUGCCUAUACUCCCCAAAAUGUAGACUUAUCAAGUAUAAGAUAAAUCUAUUCCAUCAGAUGUGAAUGGCAGUAUCUAUUAAAAUUUCAUUUUGCUCUGUUUUCAGGGAUGUAAGAAUAUAUUGGCUACUGAAAAUUCUAGAAGGAAGUUUUCAAAUUUUAACCUUUUUCCAGGGGGGCAUUCCUCAACAUCUUGUGCAGACUGUCACAACUAUUGAAAAUUUAGUUUGAAGCACAAUUGUGCUCAAACUGGUUUUAUGACCAUACUGACCACAAAGAACUGGGGCCUCUAUAACCCAGACUGUAAGAAAGCUGCGGAGCGUAUUCCAGCAAGUAUUGGCUUCUCCGGUAUCUUGAAGCAAUUCUCGGCUGAACAUUAUGUCUACUGUGACUUUAAUAAGCAUUCCACUUUUGUUAUUUAUUAGUGGUGUUUUUUUUGAAGUGUCAAAUCUUGUGACUAUUAAAAUAAAGUACCAUUGUAAUUUAAAAUGUG
Messenger RNA from Sciurus carolinensis (gray squirrel), 4664 nucleotides. RefSeq names its product inositol polyphosphate-5-phosphatase F (gene Inpp5f). Gene Ontology annotation, molecular function: phosphatidylinositol-4-phosphate phosphatase activity. The record is from RefSeq and is a predicted model, not a curated record. The transcript has 20 exons. Gene Ontology annotation, biological process: phosphatidylinositol dephosphorylation; regulation of endocytic recycling. The coding region runs from base 214 to 3618 and encodes 1134 amino acids. NCBI's taxonomy places the organism in Eukaryota, Metazoa, Chordata, Mammalia, Rodentia, Sciuridae. Gene Ontology annotation, cellular component: clathrin-coated endocytic vesicle; early endosome.